Apis dorsata (giant honeybee) is the source of this 3658-nucleotide messenger RNA. It is a transcript of the gene Lrt, whose product is annotated as toll-like receptor 6. NCBI's taxonomy places the organism in Eukaryota, Metazoa, Arthropoda, Insecta, Hymenoptera, Apidae. Bases 1237 to 3621 code for a protein of 794 amino acids. The transcript has 6 exons. Gene Ontology annotation, molecular function: protein binding. The record is from RefSeq and is a predicted model, not a curated record.
AUAUAAAUUUUAAGUCACAAAAAAUUUCGAUUUUUUAUGUGUAUUGGAUUUGAAAAUACUUACGCAACUUAUUGUUAAAUUAAACUACAAAUGAAUCUUGGCUAUUACAAUCCAAGUAUUCUAAAUCAGACAAGAAAGACAAGGUUGACGAGUAACGUCAACGGAUAACCUGCAACGGUGAUGUUGGUCCAACGAUACCUGUUCGGGAUUAUGAGAACGAGGCGGAUAGUUACGGGAGCAACAGCAGCAGCGGUUCAAGUGGGCGUAAGGGCUGGGAGAGAGAACGUCGUCCUGUGUUCCAUACAUGGCUAUGCUAUGUGGAAACCGAGAGACACAGAGAGACGGACGUACCGGCAGAGUCCCCACCGUGUGGACGCGGCGGAGGCGACGUUUUCUCGACACGAGUGCCCACCGCAUGCUUCAUGCACAGUGUGUGCUAGCACGACGUCGUCGUAUGAUCGUUCUUCUUUUGUGUUUUAUGACAUUAUAAUCAAUUUAAAAUCUAACGUUUUUUCGUAAUAGACAGAGGUAGUGUAAUUUGAUUUAAAGGAACGAUAACAUGGAAAAUUUUGAAUAGAUUCGAUUAGAAAAUGCACUUGCGAAUAUAUUCAUAUAUAUAUCAUUGGUAUGGAUAUUGCCGCUCCUUUUAUCUAUUUUAAAUAAAAAAAAGUGAUAAAUAGCGUGAUCCGGAGCUCAUAGUUUCGAAGUUUAAGCGGGUCCGCGCCUAUGGCCGAGUGACAGUUCUCUUGGUUUGGCGAGCGUGCGAUUGGUCCGCUUGUGCUUACUCUCGUUACGUGUGUUGCCUGCGUGCAACAGGCAACGUGGGUUGGAUGCGUGAGUGCGCCUGCGUAAGGACUACGACGUAUCAGCCGCGUGUGCGUGUGCCGCGCGUGAAGAGAAGCCGCAGGGGCCGCAAAACCCGGAUAAAAGAGACACACAUUGCUAUAGGAUACAAUUCUACGCCAAUGAGUAACAGUAUCGGUCCGGAAUCACCGACACUCUAAAUCCUACGUUAACUCGGUACCACCUACGUCCAAAUCGUUCGGUAGGAGGUGUUUCAUUGAUGACCAGCUUCGAACGAUCGAGACGUUUGGGAAAGAGAAAGAGGGAAAGUCUCCGACUGGCUUAUUGAGGUGGUUCAUUCAUAUCGGAGAAAGAGUCGAAACAGGAAUAUCAAGAAUUUCAUAAAGUGGGCGCUACCAGAUCACCAACUUUAACAUUCCUUACCAGUUUAGAAUGCUGUGGACGUCUCGAUGCUUACUAAUUUUAUUGUUAAUAACGAUAGCGUCUUGUAUAGACGCAAUAAUGGAUGGUUUCCUGGAAGAUGGAACAACCACCAACGCAAUCUCGACGACCAUCUUGGCACCGAUGGUCACAACUACAUCUAAUUUAAAUAAAACUGAGAGGACGAUGGUUAAUUUGUCAAAUAUAAAAAGCAUGGAUGAAGAAAAUAUUCAAGAUCCAUCCCACGCAUCCUCACCUUCGUCUGACACAAUUUGGGAGUGUCCAAAUAUUACAAAAGCGGGCGUCGAAUGUUCCUGUGACUUUCCACACACGUUAAGAUGUACCGGUGAUAGAACCGCUUUACAGAUUAUCAGUAAAAAGUUGAAAUUUAGUCGUCCAGGAACGAUUUCUUUACUGGAUGUAACAAUAACAGGAAUUUCUCUAUUACCAUCUCGCUUUUUGGAAGAUGUUGCCUUGCAUGGGCUUGUCAUUUCUAGCGGAGAAUUGAAACAUAUCCAUGAAAAUGCUUUCGUUGGGCUUAUUACACCUCUUCAAGCUCUUGGACUUCCAAACAAUCUAUUAGAUUCUGUACCUACUACAGCUUUAUCACAUUUGAUCGGUUUAGAAAGAUUGGAUCUGUCUCAGAAUAAACUGAAAAUGUUGGAAGCUGGAUCUUUUAAGGAUUUGUCAAAUCUAACAUAUUUAGAUUUGUGCGACAAUUUAUUAUCACAACUAUCGCCCCAAGCUUUUGCUGCAGUACCUUUAUUGCGUUCAUUAAGAAUGCGUGGAAAUCGUUUAAGCGUAUCAGCUCUAUCAGCAUUGAGAGGUCUUAAAAGUUUAGAAGAACUUGAUUUGUCUAAUAAUCUAUUACUGGGUCCAAUGGGACCAAAUCUUCUUCCUCAAAUGCCACGAUUACGUUUCCUUACUGUUUCUGAAAACGAGUUAAUAAAUGUACAACAAGGAGCUCUUGUAGGUUUGAGAAACUUAACUUAUCUCAGCUUAAGUCAUAAUCAGAUUGAUGUGCUGGAAGAUCAUUCAUUCAAAUAUUUAUCAACUCUUAUUAGACUUGAUUUAGCAAAUAAUCGUAUUGUUGCGGUAUCCAGCGCUUCUUUGGCACAUUUGGAAAAAUUGACAACUCUCGAUUUAACGCAUAAUUUUUUACGAUCUCUGACUGCUGAUUUGGUAGUACCAUUAAAAAGUCUCCAAGAUCUUCGUCUCGAUGAUAACGAUAUUACAAUGGUAGCCAGCGACGUACCAACAUCGAAAUUACGACUGACAAGACUUUCUUUGGCAGAUAAUCCUUUGAAUUGUGAUUGUACGCUUUUAGAAUUUGCCAAUUGGUUGAGCAAUUCUAGCUUAAACGAAGAAGAUAAGUCUUCAGCAGUCUGUGCGACACCACCUGCUUUAGAAAAUGGUAUACUGACGCAAGUUUCUCCCGGUAAUCUUCUUUGUGGUGAACCGACACCACCAAUCAUGACCAGAUUACCUUUGGCAGGAGCUCAAUUAACAUUGAAAGAAUUCCACUAUGAUAAAUCAACUGGUAUUAAUCUCCUGUGGCAUGUAGAACCGUGUACAGAACGAUAUACUUGUGAUACUUUAAUUGUUUAUGAAACUAUAGGUGAUACCGAGAAUGAGACAGAUUCUAGUUCUCUUCAUUGUGAUUCACGUAUAAUGAGAGAUCCCUGUUCACUUCCAGUUACCAUACCUGCUUCCUUACAUUUACAAUUAGGUCAUAAAUAUCGUUAUUGUGUAGUACUUCUAGUGCCAAAUAGUUAUGAUGAUGUCUCCUUAGGUUUGGGUUGUAGUGAUGUAAUAACUUUGGAAGAAUCUAAACGAGAAUUACAACAAGAUCAAGAAAUUGGGAGAAAUUUAGAGACUGUCUCUUCUUUAGAUACUAGAAUAACUGGAGUACAUGUAAAUGUCUCUGAUCAAGGUUUUUUACAUGUCGAUGUUACCUUAUCAAUCUCGAAAAAAUCAAAUUUACCUGAAUGCGAACUAUCUGUGGUUGUUUUUGAUGCUGAAUCUGCAGUGCAUAAACAAAAGUUGAAUUGUAGCUUAACGUUUGUGACAUUAGCUGUAUUAUUGCCCGGUCGUUAUAAAGUUUGUGCAAGUCUUGACGAUGUUAAUGAAGAAGACGUUAUCACAAAUUUUAUAGAUAAUCGAGAUAGAUUACGUUGCGUUGAAGUACAAAAAUUCAAACAAAAUACAGAGUUAAUUGUUUUAACGAUAAUUGGAGCUAGCUGUGCUCUUUUAAUCAUAAUUGCGAUAAUUGGUAGAAGCGUUUUGAAAAGGCUGAGACAUCCUAGGAUACAAACUCAAUGUUUCCUACCAGCACAGGAAUUUGAAAUAACACAUAAAGCACAUUAUAUUAAAUUAUUAGCUACAACAAAAGUUUAAAUCAUUUUCAAGUACAAUUCCAUAUUUUUGAUUCUUG